UGUGUAACUUCUGUGGAGAAAAACUGGAAUCAUAAGUCAUACUUUAACAUAAAAGACUCAUGACUUCAUCUGGAUCCGACCGGCCCAAACCCUGAGAGGAAGACUGGACCAGAAGCCUGUUCACGGACGGGGCAGACAUUCAGCUCAGCGUUCAAACUGUGGGAUCUCUGGAAGCUCAGCAGGAUUUCUAUCAGCUUGUGUGUGUAUCUGUAGAAAGAAAUGUAAACUUACUUGGAAAUAUUCAUAUAGAAGAUGUGCAGACAGAGCCAAAAAAAAAAAAAAAAAACCCAAAAAGGUAAAAUAUGAUACGGUGGACUGUGCUGCUGUGUGUGUGUCUGAAUGUCAUCUCAGCAUCAUUCGACUACAUUUAUGAGGAGCACUCCUUCAUGGACCCAGAGGAUGUUCUGAGUGUGAGCAUUCCUCUGGAGGGACCACAGCGCCCUCUACUGGGAGAGACACUGGUACUACCGUGUUACUUUGAGGACCACACUGUCCCAGACCCAGGGGCUCCCACCAUCGCCCCUCUCUCUCAUCGCAUCAAAUGGAGCCUCGUCACAAAAGAAAAAGUCACGACCAUCCUCGUGGCCUUGGAAGGACAGGUGCGUAUCACCGAGAACUACCUGGACAGAGUUCAUCUGUUGGGCUACCCCAGAACCCCAACAGACACUAGCAUCAAGAUAUCUGAGCUACGAUCCAGUGACACAGGAGUGUAUCGCUGUGAGAUUCAGCACGGCAUCGAGGACGCCCACGACAUCGUCCAUGUGCAGGUUCAAGGUAUUGUGUUCCACUACCGAGCCAUCAUGGGUCGCUACAGUCUGACUUUUGAAAAAGCGAAGGCAGCAUGCAUCCAGAACAGUGCUGUCAUGGCUUCACCUGAACAGCUUCAAGCAGCCUACGAUGAUGGUUUCCACCAGUGUGACGCUGGCUGGCUCUCUGAUCAGACAGUCAGGUACCCAAUCCAUGAUCCUCGUGUGAACUGCUAUGGUGACAAAGAUGAACUGCCUGGGGUCAGGACAUACGGAGUGAGAGACCUCAACGAGACUUACGAUGUCUACUGCUUCGCUGAGAAGAUGACAGGAAGAGUUUUCUACACUGCUUCUGCAGAAAAGUUCAGCUUCUCUGAGGCGGUGUUGGCGUGCUCUAAACAGGGAGCUCAGCUGGCCACUACAGGUCAGCUCUACCUGGCCUGGCAGGGUGGGAUGGACGUCUGCAACGCCGGCUGGCUCAGAGACAAGAGCGUCCGAUACCCCAUCAACAUUCGUCGGCCGCAGUGUGGAGGGGGUCUACUGGGCGUGCGAACUGUUUACCUGCACACAAACCAGACAGGAUACCCAUAUCCUGAAUCCCGCUAUGAUUGCUUCUGCUACACUGACUCCCCUGAUGAGGAAGGCUCAGGCGUCAUAGAUGAGGGAAGCGGCGUGCUGAGCGUCACUACGGUAACACCGAGCCCAGAGGUGUUCUUCAGGAGGACGACCACAGAGAGUGAGGCUGUCGGAGAGGUGGAGACUCAGCAACCCACCAUCGUGGACUUCACCUACACAGUUAGCCCCACCGAGCUGCCGCUGCCUCAGCCGCCCAACGUCACUGAGAUCACCAUUGACCUGAUAAAGCCAGUCACCGCUCGGCCUGACGUGGGCAGGGAUCCCAGCAAAGGCUUCGUGAUGCCUCCAACUGGUGUGGUCUUCCAUUACCGCUCAGGCUCCGGUCGCUACGCAUUCACCUUCGUUGAGGCUCAGCUGGCCUGCCAGAGCGUUGGUGCCUCCAUCGCCAGGCCAGAGCAGCUGCAGGCGGCAUAUGAGGCUGGAUAUCACCAGUGUGAUGCAGGAUGGUUACUGGACCAGACUGUAAGGUAUCCCGUUGUUUUCCCUCGAGAUAAGUGUGCUGGAGAUCUAGGAGAUCAACCCGGAGUUCGGUCUUACGGCUUGAGGCCAGCAGAUGAGAGAUAUGAUGUGUACUGCUACGCUGAUGGGCUCAAAGGUGAGGUUUUCCAUGUGGGAUCCGCUGAGGGUUUCACCUACGACGAGGCUGCUUCCAGCUGUAAAGAGCAGAACGCAGUAUUGGCCUCCACCGGAGAGCUCUUCGCAGCCUGGAAAAUGGGUUUUGACAAGUGCCGUGCUGGGUGGUUAGUGGAUGGCAGCGUCCGUUAUUCCAUCAACAACCCCCGUGCUGGGUGUGGGGCAGGGAGAUCAGGAGUGCACACUGUGUACGCUCACCCGAACCAGACAGGCUACCCUGAAGUGAAUGCCAGAUUUGAUGCAUACUGUUUCAGAGCGGACUUUCUGCUUAUUGCAAAUGAAACUGGACUGAACAUCACAGAUAUCCAGGAGGCCCUCAUAAACCUGACUUCAAUUACUGAUUUGUUGAGGCCUGCUGUUCCCUCUAUUGCCCCUCCCAUCCCUGUGGAGACAUCCGGCUCUGGUUCAGGCUCAGCAGACUUUGGUUCAGGUUCAGGGUCUGUGGUUGAUAGUGCCUCUGGAACUCACCCUGGAGACUUCUCUGGCUCUGGAGACUUCUCUGGUUCAGGAGACCAGGUUACCUCUGGAGACUUCUCUGGCUCUGGAGACUUCUCUGGUUCAGGAGACCAGGUUACCUCUGGAGACUUUUCUGGCUCUGGAGGCCUCUCUGGUUCAGGAGACCAGGUUACCUCUGGGGACCUGUCUGGCUCUGGAGAUCUCUCUGGCUCUGGGGACCACGUUGUGUCUGGAGACCUAUAUGGCUCUGGAGACCUCUCCGGUUCUGGAGACCUGGCUGGUAGUGCAAGUGCUGAUCAGCCUAGUGGAGAAUCAGGUUUUAGCAGUGCAGAUGCUUCUGGAUCUGGUCUUAGUGGCGAAGGAUCCGGCCUCACCAUUCUUUUUUCAGGCAUCGAUAGUGUUAUCUCUGGAGAGGACUCGGUUUCAGGAGGACUCCAAGAAGCUGGAGAGGGGAGCACAGGGAUCUUUAUCUUCCCUUCAUCUGAAGCAGGGUCUGGAGUGCUCAGUGGUAGCGGGGACCUGUCUGGAUCUGGCUCUGGAUCUGAGUUCAGCUCUGCGGAAAGUGGCUCUUCCACUUACAGCUCCGAGGAAAGUGGACAAUUCUCUGGCAUGCCAUCAGGUUUCACCACCAGCCAGGACAUUUCUGGGUUCAGUGGUUUCCCAUCAGGAUUCUCCUCUGGGAGUGCUAGUGGACAGUCAGGAGAGCUUUCAGGAAGUGGAGAAACUCAGAUCCUACUGAUAGAUGACGAACUGAUUGAUGCGUCGACUCCUGUUACCCACAAGGAGUAUGAACUUGGCGGAGGCCUGCUUGUGUUCAGUGGCUCUGGAGACAUUUCAGGAUCUGGGAUUCUCAGUGGCGAUCUCAGUGGCUCAGCUUCAGGAAGUGACUCAGGGUUCUUCUCAGGCGUGACCUUUGUGGGGUCAGGGUUCACUGAGCUCACAGUAUCAUCCUCUGGAGAGCAGGAGGCCUCUGGGGUUUUACUCUAUAGCUCUGGACAGGGAAGUGGUGGACAUUUGUCUGGAUUUGGAAGCUCAAGUUUCAUCUCUGGGUCUGGAUCGGGUAUGUCUGGAUCAGGACUGUCUGGAUCUGGGUUUUCUACAAGCGGAGAAGAAGACAGUGUUACAUUCUUGACGGGGGAUUUCAUGACAGAGGUAUCCAGAGACACUACACUGUCUAUGGAGCUGGGACAGGGGUCAGUGGAGUACAGUGGAGAGGGAAGCAGCAGCAGUGGAGACUACUCGUCCACAGCCAGCGGCCUUUCUUCAGGAGCUUCCUCUGGACAUCCGCCACAGGUGGUGCUGCCUUCUCCGUCCACUGAAUGGGAAGUUAGAGAGACCACGAUAGGACCAGAGGAGACCCUUAAUGGGACUGAGCCAUCACAGGCCCCUGAUGAUGUCUAUGAGACCCAAGGCCCUGCACUCGCCCCUGCAGGACUGGCUGCUCCUCCCCCCGCAGUCACACCAGCCUCUGUGCAGACACAAGGCACUGUGGGAAAAACUGAGUGGGUAGAAGGUGCUUUUAAUCCAUGUGAUCCAAACCCCUGCGGUGCUGCUUCAUGCACAGUAGAGGACGGGGUUGCUCUCUGCCACGAUGAGCAGCAGUGUGAAGACGGUUGGACUAAGUUUCAGGGGAACUGCUACCUGCACUUCUCCGACAGAGAGACGUGGCUGGACGCAGAGAGUCGCUGCCGGGACCUGAACGCCCACCUGGUCAGCAUCAUCACCCCAGAGGAGCAAGACUUUGUCAAUUCAAACGCACAGGACUACCAGUGGAUUGGACUGAAUGACAAGACGGUGGAAAACGACUUCCGCUGGACCGACGGCACUCCACUGCAAUUCGAGAACUGGAGGCCAAACCAACCAGAUAAUUACUUCAACUCAGGAGAAGACUGUGUGGUGAUGAUCUGGCAUGAGAACGGCCAGUGGAACGACGUGCCCUGCAACUACCACCUGCCAUUCACCUGCAAGAAAGGCCCAGUAUCUUGUGGCGACCCGCCGCAGGUUGAGAACGCUCGCAUGUUUGGUAACCGGAGGGAGGAGUACCCUGUCAACUCCAUCAUCCGGUAUCAGUGCAACCCAGGAUUUACACAGCGCCACCCACCGGUGGUUCGCUGUAAAGCAGACGGACAGUGGGAGAAACCCCAGGUGGAAUGUACUGACGUGAAAGCCAGAAAACGAAUACAGCGGAGGGGCAGCAGGAGUCCAGCAGCCAGUAGCAAUCUUUACUGAGGAGGAAAAAGAAGAAUUUAUUAUUUUCAAAGAACAUUUACAGCACAAGAAAAUCCAUUUUCCAUUUUAGUGAAGAUGAUUCAGAAGGGUUAAAUUGAGCUGGAAGGCUCACACUAAAAUUGCUACAUCAUGGUAAUGUGAUUUUUGCUCUAUCCCCCGUCCCUGAUAAUAUAUUUUAAUUAGAUAAACUAAUUUUAUUGCUCUGAGUUUAUUUUCAUCGUGUGUAUUGUAAUAUAAUUUUGAUUGGUGAAAUCAUUGCUGGGAGCCUGGAUGUUGGCACGUUAGGAUUUGAUGGAGAACUGGUUUAAGAUGUGAGGUGUUUGUUUACUCAUAUAGCAUAGCUCAUUGAAAUUUCUCUCAUUUCCUUGGGCAGAGUUAAAGGGAAAUAUUGUUUUUUUUUUUAAAGUUCACGUCAAUCAUCCGAGUUCCCCUAUGGUCUCUGUCCUUCCUGCUGUUUUCUACUCUCAGUCAGUGUAGCUGAAGAUAUCAGGGCUCAUUUUUCUCCCUUUAAAGAAGCAGCCCGCUGCCACUUGAUCCUGUGAUACAGCACGAAAAACAAAGAGUGAGGAAAUCCAACACAGGAAAUGUGGUUAAACUUUCUGUUUUAAAGCUGCUCAGAGGUGAAAGUGUGAGCACAUUAGGGAGCUGUUACAGAUAUUAACACAGUAAGAUAAAUAUCCUAGUAUCAGUGGUUGAGUUUUUCCAGUAGGAACACAUCGUGGAACAGGGACUGUGGCUCUAUGCAAAGCUGUAUUUACACUGAGCCAGUUGAGCAUCUGGAUUUAGAUUUGGUUAAACGGUUAAAUUGGAUCUGCUUUCAGUGGCAUGAGUCAUCCAGGGUAUAAACGGUGUCAACUCACAAACCAUAGGGUUGGUUUAUAGUCUCUUAGAACACAUUCAUGGUGUAGCACUCAUUUGUUCACACAGACAGAAAGAGUUGUGUAACACAUGAAAACAGAGCUUUAGAGGUAUAAUGCCCGGCUGACACAGCUGACCAAUCACAAUGUGAAGUUGGUGUGAAUGUCUGAUCAUAGGUUUUGAAAAGUUAUGGAAAUAUUCAGACACAGACGCCUCUGAUCCAGCGUCAGAGAGGAGUGGGUGGGGGGGCAUUUUAGAAGCUCUCCAAGCAUCCAACAGGCAGCUCGGAAGGAGAGUGAAGCCAUUUACAGUCCAAGUUUAUUGAUUUUGGGCAUAUUUAAUAUCUGGAAUGGAUGUUUCAUCAACACAUAAGGCCUGCAGGCUUACUGAAAAAUAAGAACGGUAAACGAGCUACAACUCUAAAUUUAACCUGCCACAGGGAAUAGUUUGGGGAAAUUAAUUAUACUGAUGCACCUUCUAACCAAAAGAUAGAUGAGAGGAUUUGAACCCCUCACAUGUCUGUUCCACAGCCUGGAGGCGAUUAGCUUAGCAUAAGGACUCUGCCUACCAAUACUUCUGAAGGCCAAUAAUUAACAUGUUGUAUGUCAUCUGGACAAGUCUCCAGGAAGUUACUGUGUCCGUCCAAGAAAUAGUUACAGCACGUAACCUCAUGUAAGAACCACAACUUGUUGUUUUGUUUUUUGUACCAGUUAAACAAACUACAAAUAAUGUGUUAAGCAGUGAGCUGUAGCAGCGCCGGUAGGCAGAUUUAUUUAUAUAUAUAUAUAUAUUUUUUAACCUUCAGUCAGAGCCAGGGUAGCUGUUUCAGUCCUGCUUCCAUUCUUUAUGCUAAGCUAACUGGCUGCUUCAUAUUUAAUGGACAGACACGAGACUGGUAAUGAUCUUCUCAUCUAACUCUCAGCAUGAAUGUUUCCCAAAAUAUCAAACUAUUCCUUUAAGCACCAGGAAAGCCCUAAUAUAUGUGUAAUUCCCUGUACUGUAUGUCCAAUGUGCAUUUUAAAUACUAAUAUAUAUUAUGCAUUUUUAGGCCUGUUGGCUGUCACUGAAUGAUUUCACACCUUGAACGUGGUGUUGUUGUUUUUUGGACACAUGAGAGGAAGCAGGAAAAAAACGUUACUGAUUGGUAAUAUUUAAACUACACAAAACAAAAAAAGCAAACAAACUGUAAAGUCUGCAACAUUAUCUUGUAAUAAUGGUGAUUUACAGCAGAGACUUUUGUCAGCGUGAACACUCGACCUUUUAUUUAUUGAUUCCACACGGCGAUUCUCUGCUGGAGCCAGUAACUGUUACAUAAGAGAGGGUCUACACUGUUAAAUGAGACUACAGCAGAAUCAGUGACACACACACACACACACACACACACACACACACACACACACACGCACACGCACAGAGGGUGAAUAAAGGUGUACUAGCUCCACAUUUCAUGUUUAAUCUGUAGAGAAUUUACUGCUUGUGAACCCACAGUUUGUCAUGUUCGGCUGGUUUGAGUGGUUUGUUUUCAGUGUGUUUAGUCACGUUCACCUUCCACGAGGCUGUGCAGUGCACAGUGUCUGCGUGGAGAAAGCGUCAGUACAAUGAACCUUUUCUGUUUCAUUUUUGUAACCUCAGAGGAAACAACCUCACUGUAAACACGACAGCGUGAACUGCCUGUAUUUUUUUUUCCAAACUUUGACUGCUUUCAUUUGUGCACUUGUUUUGUGUCAUUGUUGCUGUAUGUGGGGGGCUGUGCCUCCUCCAAGCAUACGCUCACCUGCUGAAUGAUAAACCAAAGAGUAAGAAUUCAGUGUCCAAGCGAUACAUGCGUCCGCUGUAGCCCCUUUUUAUUCUCUAAUUUAAAGCAUUAAGGCUGGUGACAUUUCUCUGGUUAAUCUCAUGAAAAGACUAAAACCAAAUGUCGUGUGUAUUUCAAAGCUCUGCUGAAACACAGAGUACCAAACAUGUAUCAAUCCGCAGCUGAAAACAGUACGCAGCAAAUUCACUAUUUGCUCUGAGUCAAAUUUGAUUAAAAAAAAACUACAGAGGUCAACUGUUUUUACCUGAACCUUUUCAAUAAAUAAACUAUAUAUUGUUAAAGAUUUACAUACAGGAAAGAAAUGGAAGGAUGGACAUGAACACACUGCUGGUUUAGGUCUUUUCAUGGGAUUUCUUGACACUAAGAAAGACUCAAGUCCAAUUCUUUAAAUGCACAAACAAACAAACAAACAUUGAUUUGAAAUUCACAGACAAAGCAGUGGUGUAUGAAUUCAGACAUAAAACAAUGGUUCUUUGAACGGGGCAUAUAAAAGCAAGGAAGUGAUAUAACAAACAGAAAUAACCUACAAAAAAACAACAAACAUAUUUACCUCAUCCUUGAAUGACACAGUCAUUUGAUUUUGUCUUGUUUAAUGUUUUAUGGCACUAAAACGUUGCAGAAUGAACCCACAUGUGUCUGAAAGCUUGUACUCUGAAAACAUCAGUCAAUGCCAAAUAAAAACACUU
This is a messenger RNA of Toxotes jaculatrix (banded archerfish), 8060 nucleotides long. Its product is annotated as aggrecan core protein-like. The transcript has 19 exons. The record is from RefSeq and is a predicted model, not a curated record. Lineage: Eukaryota; Metazoa; Chordata; Actinopteri; Toxotidae. Gene Ontology annotation, molecular function: hyaluronic acid binding. Bases 303 to 4700 code for a protein of 1465 amino acids. Gene Ontology annotation, biological process: cell adhesion.